Sus scrofa (pig) is the source of this 5492-nucleotide messenger RNA. RefSeq names its product coiled-coil domain containing 87 (gene CCDC87). The record is from RefSeq and is a predicted model, not a curated record. Lineage: Eukaryota; Metazoa; Chordata; Mammalia; Artiodactyla; Suidae.
AUGGGCCGCGCAGGCGCACUUGGGCAUCCGGGCCAUCGUUGCCUCAGCAACCGCCAGCUCCGCCUGCCGGGCCCGGGAUGCCAGCCCUGAGAUGGAGCCCAAUAAGCCGGAGCCAGAGCUCCAGAGGUUUUACCACAAGUUGCUGCGUCCGCUGUCGCUCUUCCCCCGCAGGGCGACGCACACAGAGUCUGAGAAGCGCCUCCCGAAGGAGGUCCCCAUGCUGCUGCCCCUGCCCUUCUCCCGACUGACCGUGGCGUCCCUCUGCCGCCAGGUAACGGAGCGGCUGGCCAGCAGCGGGCUGGAGGCGCGCGCGCCUGCGAAGGUACGACUCUGUUUCACCCAGGUCAUCCUGGACGAGCUAAAAUGCAGCUGGCAGGAGCCCCCCGCGGAACCUGGUCUGAGCCACUUGGACAAUCAGAGGCUGCGGAAGCGGCUCCUGGUCUACGUGCUGCUCAGCAGCGAGCUGCUCUUCGUACGCUCCCUGCACCUUCAGAAGAUGCUGUCGACACCUGCAAGUGUCUUCACUGAAUCAGCCACGCUCACCCGGUUGGCCGCCAGCCUCGCCAGGGAAUGCACAAUCUUCCUCACCAGCCCCGACGUCUACCGUGGGCUGCUCGCUGACUUCCGCGCCCUGUUGAAGGAAGAGCAGGCCCAAGCCCGCAGGUCCAGGCUGCGCCCGGGCGGCUCCCCUGAGGCUUUCAGGCUCUGCCCUAUCCCGUGGUAUGAGAGCCCUAGCUUUGCCCAAGUGCCGAAUUUCAACCUCAGCCUGAACGAUCUCAUCCAGCUCAGCCGCCCGCGAGAGUCUGUCAGUGAGCCUGAACUGGAUCCGGUAAAGGAACUGAAGUCCAUUCCCCAGCUGAAGAAGAGGAAGCCUCUCCGCUGGCUGUCCUCCGUGCAGAAGAAGAGAGAAAGCAACUUGGGUUCUCCACAGCCUGCGUCCCUGCCUGCGUGCUCUGCGGCUCCCCCCAGCCGGACUCCCGCCCCCUCCCACUUGCCCCUCUCCUUCCAGCUCCAGAGGGGCCAGUCCUUGCCCUCCCUACGUGAGGGCUGGAAGCUAGCAGAUGAGUUGGGUCUUCCUCCGCCCUCUCCUCGACCCUUAACCCCGCUGGUCCUGGUUGCAGAGAGCAAACCUGAGCUGGCAGGGGACACAGUGGCUGAGGACCUGAAGCAGAUAAUGAGGAACAUGGAAUUGCAUCGGACCCGCUGCUCACUGGUGGACUCAGGCCUGCCCCCGCUCCUGGGGGCCCUGACCUACCGCCCUCGCCCAGGACACCACAUGGAAGAGCUGCAGAGAAUGUUGAAGGGUCUGGAGGAGAAUGAAGCGGCUGGGCAGCGCCCCCCCACGCCCCCUCCACUUGAAGCACAACCGGUGACUGUUACUUUGAAGCUAAGAAAUCAGGUGGUCCAGGCAGCCGCUGUACAGGUCUCGGGGCGAAACUUUGUGGAUUCCUUCCACGUUGACGGGGCCGGAGUCUUGUACAACCACUUGACUGGCGAGCUGGAACCCAGACUUGUCGAGGAAAUGGAUGUGGACCUCUCUGUCGGCAGUAGCAUCAGGGAGAUUUACAAGGAGCUGAUGAGCCGUGUCUCCAAAGACCACUUCUCUUUCGACCAGGGGCCCCUGGUGGAGCCUGCAGCCAUUCAAGACUGGUCGGCCUUCCUGUCCUCAGCCUUUCUAAAUCAAGAAAAACAGCGUCGCAGCAUCAACACCGAGCUGGCUGGGCUUUAUCCCCAGGGAGCCAACACCUUACAGCACCCCCCGGAUAAGAUGGCCUCCCUCCUGUCACUGCAAGCAGGAAAGAGCUGGGAGAAGCGGUCCCACGGGGCCUUGUGGAUGAACUGGUGGAAAACCGCUUUGUCUGUGGACGACUACUUCAGGUAUCUCGCCAACCAGGAGACAGAUUUCCUCCAUGUCAUCUUCCACAUGUAUGAAGAGGAGGUUCCUGCGGAGCCCGUGACCCCUGUGCAAGAGACCCUAAAGAUCCAGCUCCCGCCUCCCUUGCUGGAAGAGGACGAACCAGACUUUGUGCCAGGAGAGUGGGAUUGGAACACGGUGCUGGCGCACAGGCUAGGACCUAAGAAGAACAACCUGCUGGAAGACUCUCACAAGAUCCUGAGCCUGCAGAAGCGUCUGGAGCGGCUGUGGUCCAUGCUUGAGGUCCGCGACAAGGACCGGCUGGACAUGGCCGUCAAGUACAGCUCCAACGCCCGUCUCAGGCAGCUGCCGUCCCUGGUGAGUGCCUGGGAGCGGGCCUUGCAGCCCAUUCAGCUGCGGGAGAUCUUGCUCGGGAGACUGGAGUGGUUUGAGCGACAAGCCUCCGACCCUAACCGCUUCUUCCAAAAGACUGCCACGGGCCUGAGUCGCUUCCUGGAGGAGAGUCAGAUCCGCAGCCAUCUCCACAGGAAGCUCCGUCUAGUGGAGGCUCCUUUGGUUCCGCUCCUGGAGGAGAUCGAGUCAGUCUUUGGUGAGCCAGUGACCUUCAAGGGGCGCCGCUACCUGGACAAGAUGAAGCAGGACAAAGUGGAGAUGCUCUACUGGCUGCAGCAGUGGCGGCGGCUCCGCCACCUGGUCCGGGCCAGGAGGGCCCCCCACCCACCCACCCUGUCCAGGAAGCUCAGCAGCCAGUCUCUACCAGUCCCUGGGAACACUCCCAAUGCCCUUUGACCAGGCCAGGUGCCCUCAGAACCCGCCCUCACCGCCAUCCACCCAGCAGCUCAUCCGGGGCCUCUUGACGGCUUUGAAAGAAACGCUGUCUGGGAGUGCAGGGUUCUGAAAAACGGUACCUCCAACCACCAAGGGACUGAAACUAACACUUUCUUUGACCAUGAAGUUCUCAGAAAAGAAGCCCCAAGCCCAGUAUUCUCAUUUCUUCCAAGCUCUGCACAGUACAGCCCAAAUCUCAUAUUUGCAGACGAACUGAGACGUCCCUUGGAGUUCCUUGCAAUGGGAAAUGUCAGACAGAUGCAAACCAUCCCCUUUGGAACACCCCACCUCAGUCUAGCACACUGCACUUGAUUGGCGAAUUCGGGCCCCAGACCCAGAGGCUUUAUGGCAUAAGAGCUAAGAGCAGUGCUCUGGAGUUAGGCCAUGUGAGUUUAAAUCCUGGCUGUGUAACUUUAGGCAAGCUACCUAACUGUUCUGCAUCUGGCCCUUCCUCCAUCCAAUGGAGGGGUUGGGUCCAGCUCGUCCCUCCUUCCAGUUCCAGCAGCCUGUUGGUAGAGCUAAAGUUUUUCAUUAAAUUUGUAUCAGUUCGGGAGUUGCCGUUGUGGCUCAGUGGUUCACGAAUCCAACUAGGAACCAUGAGGUUGCGGGUUCGAUCCCUGGCCUCGCCCAGUGGGUUAGGGAUCCUGUGUUGGCUGUGAGCUGUGGUGUAGGUCGCAGAUGCGGCUCAGAUCCCAAGUUGCUGUGGCUCUGGCGCAGGCUGGCGGCUACAGCUCCGAUUAGACCCCUAGCCCAAGAAAUGGCAAAAAGACAAAAAAAAAAAAAAAAAUUGUAUCAGUUCAUACAAGCACAUGGUUCGCGAAGUACGCGAAGGUCUUACCAUCCUAACCUCCAGGAUCUCAGCUCUCCUCCUUGUAGGAAACGCCUGUUCCCAGUUUCUCGAGUGUCUUUCUGUUCCCUUGGGUGGCAAAUAUUGAGCACCUGCUAGGUGUUCAUGUUUGGUCUUUUGUCACCAAACAAACCAAAGGCCCCUGCCUUUACUGCAGAGUUUACAUUCUACUGGAGGGAAACAGACCAUAAACACAGUACCUGAGCACACGAAUAACCCUUAGAGGGUUAUAAGCACCGUGGAAGAAAGAAAAAGCAGAGGGGAAAAAGGGCGAAGGAGGGGAGUUCUCUUGUGGCACAGCGGGUUGAGGACCUGGCAUCUUCACUGCCGUGGCAUGGGUUCGAUCCCUGACAGGGAACGUCCACAUCCCAGGGGCAUGGCCAAAAAAAUUAAAAAUAAAACGGUGACGGAGAUAGUUUUUUAGGGUAGUCCUCUGCAGGCUUCACUAGGAAGGGGAGAUCUGAGCAAAGGCUUGAAGGAGGGGAGGAGGGAGCGGUGGGCAUCUGGGACGGCAACUUUCCUGACAGCGAUCGUGACGCCUAAGGCAGGCGGGUGCCUGGGAUGUCCAGAAAAGCAAGGUGGCCAGUGCGGGCGGAGCAGAGCCAGCAGGAGAGAGGGGUCGGAGGGUCCUGACAAGGUGCUAAGGGGCAGGUUAGAUUAUGUGAGAACUAUUUCUAUAGCUUAUAUUCCGUGUAGCGUAUGCAUGUGUUUGUAAGUGCACCAGCUGUCCCAUUUUGGUUUGGUUUGGUUUGGGUCACACCUGUAGCAUGCAAAGUUCCUGGGCCAGGGAUUGAACUUGAGCCCAGCAGUGACACCACUAGAUCCUUAACCUGCUAGGCCACCAAGGAACUCUCCCCUGUUUUACCGAUUCCUUUUGUCUCUCUUUUUUUUUCUUUUUACGGCCAUACGCACGGCAUAUGGAAGUUCUCGGGCCGGGGGUUGAAUGGAGCCAAAGCUGUGGCAUAGGCAAUGCCAGAUCUGAGCCACAUCUGCGACCUCCGCCGAAGCUUGCAGCAAUGCCAGAUCCUUAACACAGUGAGGCCAAGGAUCAAACCCAUAUCUUCACUGACGCUAUGUCAGGCUCUUAACCGGCUAAGCCACAGUGGGAACGCCACUCCUUCCUUUUUUUUCACCUAACUUGCCUCAAGCUCAUUCCAUAGCAAUACAUAUAGAGCUGCCGUAUUCUUUUUGAUUACUAUAUAGUAUCCUACUGUGUGGGGUUUUUUUGUUUGUUUGUUUGUUUUUUGCUUUUUUGGGCUCUACCCGCAGCAUAUGGAAAUUUCCAGUUUAGGGGUCAAAUCAGAGCUACAGCUGCUACACCCCACCAGCAACGCAGAAUCCGAGACGAGUUUGCAACCUACACCACAGCGCACAGCAACGCCAGAUCCCUGACCCACUGAGCAAGGCUAGGGAUCAAACCCACAUCCUCACAGUUACUAGUUGGAUUCAUCUGCACUGCGCCACAAUGGUAACUCCGCGGUGUGUGUUUUUAUUGUGUUUAACCAGUCUCAUAUUAUUGGACAUUUACAGACAAAAGCAGUGCUCUAAAAAUAUCCUUGUUCAUCUAUUUAGCAUGGGCAAUUAUUUCUAUGGUUUAAUUUCUUGGAAUGGGAUUAUAGCUAAGCAUAAGCAUUUGUGGGGGGUCCUUUGUAGCACAGCAGGUUAAGCAUCCGGCAUUGUCCUUUUAGCAGCUCUGGUCACUGCUGUGGUGCAGGUUUGAUCCCUGGCCUAGGAAUUUGUACACGCUAUGACCGUGGCAAAAAAAAAAUAAGCAUAAGCAUUUGUAAUUUUAAUGGAUAUUACCCUUCACGAAGUUUGCAUCACCAUCAGCAUUGCAUGAGUAUCCUUUUUUCCCCACUCUCACCAAUAGUGUUAUCAAUUUUUUUUUCUUUUUUGGCCACCCCGCGGCAUAUGAAGUUCCUAGGCCAGGGGUCUCAGAUG